Molecule: messenger RNA, 2780 nt
Organism: Cimex lectularius (bed bug)
Lineage: Eukaryota; Metazoa; Arthropoda; Insecta; Hemiptera; Cimicidae
Gene: BBS1
Product: Bardet-Biedl syndrome 1 protein homolog
Exons: 13
Coding region: 162-1913 (583 amino acids)
Biological process (GO): protein localization to cilium; non-motile cilium assembly
Cellular component (GO): BBSome; axoneme; centrosome
Molecular function (GO): patched binding; smoothened binding
Source: RefSeq, a predicted model, not a curated record
AUUUGAAUUAGCCCGCUUCAUCACGAAAGGGGUCGCGUGACCGUAUACGAUAAAAUAAAUAGUAGCCAGAGCCAUGAAAAUUUAAUACAGACCCGAGGUUCCUUUUCGCCUGCCAGACGGGAGUUUUGCCAUUCUCCGGUAGGCUAUAUAAUAAAAAUGCAAUGGCAACUUCAACAAAUGGUUUUUUUACAGCAAAAUCGUUACUGACAGGCCAAAAAUAUACACACGAGACAAAGGUUCACAAUCCUUGGAUCGAUGCCUUCUCAGAUCCAAAAGCUGAUCUGCAAACUUUCAGCACCUGUAUGGCCCUUUCUGAUCUCAAUGCGGAUAAUGACUAUAAAUUGAUCUUGGGUGAUUUCGGAAAUGGGAUUCAAGUAAAACUGAAAGUUUACAAAGGUACAUCUCUAAAUGUGGAACUUCCUCUUUUAACUCAGCCAGUAGCCAUUGUCUGCCUUUAUACUGAUCGUACUGACCCUCGAAUACCAGGGAUAGCUGUUGCUACAGGAUCGAAUGUCCUAGUCUAUCGAAAUUGCCGACCAUAUUUCAAAUUUACCCUUCCACCACAAGAAGGUAGCAGCUUGGAAGCAGACGUAUGGAGUGAAAUAUCAAAUGCCGAUCAGCUAAUACAAGUUUUAAAAGAUCUGAGUCUGGAAUUGGGGUUUACCAAUUUAAGCUCACCGAGCCAGAAUGUACUCUUAAUGGAUCCUUCAUUGAGAGAUGAGUUCAUAUCAAGUAACACACAUUUUAUGAUUAAAAAACAAAUGGUGAUAACAUGUGUUACAACUUUACGCAAAUACGCUGAUAAUGACAGAGACGUUUCUUGCGUCUUACUCGCAACUGAAAGUGCACAAUUGUUUGUAAUGGAUCCUGAAACAUUUACACUGGUCAAUGAAUUCAAGUUGCCAGAUGUGUGCUGCAAUAUAGCAGCUUAUGGAGUUUACUUGGUUGAGUACUGCGUACUAAUGUCUUUCAGAAAUGGCUCUCUAUUUGCUUUACGAGGAAACAGUUUACGCUAUAUUACCCAAUUAUUUUCUUUGCCUGUUUCUAUCAAUUUGUUUACUAACAAAAUAGUUACUGCUAAUAUGGACAGCUCUCUUAGUUGCUAUAAUAUGAAGGGAAGAAAAUAUUGGGCUGUCAAGCUACCAGACAACCCUCUUUACAUGACUGAUAUACUGCUUUCAAGUUUUGCACUACACUUGAUAGCUGUUGCUUUAUCAAAAGGAAACAUAUAUUUUUACAAUGAUUCUACAUUAGUACAUGUGUUGACUACUCUGGAACCAAUCUAUUCUAUGAUCUUUGGAAAGUAUGGGCAAGAGGAGCAUGCUCUAAUUUCAAUAUCUUCCAGUGGAGCUUUAGACAUACGGCUUUUGAAAAGAACUGCUCAGUUCAGCAAUGAUUAUGCCAGCUAUAUUCAGCAUAAUGCUGGAAUAAGGCCACAUGACAUAAAGUUCCUUGUACCCAAAAAAAGCAAAUUAUUUCUGGAACAGUCUCUUAGGGAAAGACAAAAAUGCCGAGAAAUGCAUACUUGGUUUCAUCAUUCAUGGACAAGUCUCAAAGUGCUUACAAGUGAAUCUUAUAUAAGUGCACUGCACAAUGCAUCAGUGACUCAUAACGAAUCACUUAAAAUGAUUGUAGAGGUCGUGGGUUUGGGACCAAGAAUGAAAAUCAGAAUGAUAUUGCAGAAUAUGUCUCCGAACAUUGUACCAGUAGAUCUCAAAGUUACUUUUAUAUAUGAACCAAAGCUGUAUGUUCUACACAAUCCUAUAUUAUAUGUACCGAUGUUGGUGAGAGGGACCAAAUAUUUCUUAGAAACUUUUGUCACAUGCCAAAUGCCUGUUGUGGGUCUUAUAAGGGUUCUUGUUGUCUCUUCAGCUGUACUUUUAUCAACCACUGUUAAUAUGCCAGAUUGUUGAGCCUGAUAAAAAUUGACAACCUCGGUGUUCACAAUCUCUAAAACAGUGUGUUCUGGAUGGAUGCAGACAAAAUCUCCCCAGGCUAAACAAAAGCCUUUUGAUCUCGAAUAAUUUUCAGGCAAUAUUAUGAAAAAUUAGAUCAAAAGAAAGAGGAUAAGUUAAAAGAAGCAAUUAUGAAAAGGAAUGCCAAGGUAGGUUUUAAAAAGAUGUUGCUAAAUUGGAAAAUAACUGAAUGGCAUAAGGAGGAUGUGUUUAUGGAAAGUUUACUUAAUUUUGAGAAUUUAUUUUGUUUCAUAAUUAUUCAAGACUAAUAUGACAACUACUAACAGGACAAGUUAGUAACACAUCAUAGUUACAAAUAGCUUACAAAAUUCAUUGACACAGACUUGGAAUUAACGGAGAAGACGUUUUACAAACUACUAAUAUAAUGAGAAAUGUGUAUAUAAUAAAUUAUGAUAAAACAAACAAAAAAUUAUUUUCAUUUAACCUGAGGAGGAAAGGGAUUUAUUUUUGAUUUGAACAUUGAUGUAUGAGAUAAAGUAAAUAAGCAGAGGAGAUAAUAGAAUACUUGAAUUUUUGGCAAUGCAAGUAAUCAUGCUGGCAUAGGGACACUUACUGGGUCCAUCUUCUCUCACAGCCCUUUUGGACUAAUCAAAUACAUAUUUUGUAGGUGGCACAAAUAAUUGGAACUACCUACUGAGAUUCGUGUGUCACCUGAUUUUCAGAGGUUAACCUUACAGUGUUCAUGGGAUAUUUUAAGUACUAAGGUAACUGUUAUGGAGAGGUCAAUGGUGUUGCCAUGGGUGUAACACAGUUCCCUUCCUAAGCAUUAUUGAUUGAAUUGCUGAUUAUGAAUGGAUUGUUGGA